This is a messenger RNA of Gymnogyps californianus (California condor), 1194 nucleotides long. It is a transcript of the gene PRKRIP1, whose product is annotated as PRKR interacting protein 1. The coding region runs from base 1 to 570 and encodes 189 amino acids. Gene Ontology annotation, molecular function: protein kinase inhibitor activity; double-stranded RNA binding; protein kinase binding. Gene Ontology annotation, cellular component: nucleolus. The record is from RefSeq and is a predicted model, not a curated record. Gene Ontology annotation, biological process: negative regulation of protein kinase activity. The transcript has 6 exons. Lineage: Eukaryota; Metazoa; Chordata; Aves; Accipitriformes; Cathartidae.
AUGGCGGCGCCCUCAGCCCCGCGGCCGCCCCGGCCCCGCAAGGAGCCGCAGCCGCUCGUCAUCCCGCGGAGCGCCGCCGAGGAGCAGCGCCUCCGCCUCGAGCGGCUCAUGAGGAACCCGGAAAAGACUGUACCAAUUCCUGAAAAACUGAAUGAAUGGGCACCACGACCUCCCCCGGAGUUCGUUAGAGAUGUGAUGGGUUCCAGUGCUGGAGCUGGGAGUGGGGAGUUUCAUGUGUACCGACACCUUCGUCGGCGAGAAUACCAGAGGCAAGAUUUCAUGGAUGCCAUGGCUGAGAAGCAAAGACUAGAUGAGGAAUUCCAGAAGAAACUGGAGAGGAAUAAGAUGAUUGCAGAAGAACAAACAGCAAAACGCAGAAGGAAGCGCCAGAAGUUAAAAGAGAAGAAACUGCAAGCUAAGAAGAAUAAACUUGAACAAAAGAAGCAGGGAAAAGAACCUGAUCAAUCUCAAGAGCGAGUCAGCAGCGACGAUGAUGAAGAGGAUAGCAAAGAGGAGGAAGAGAAGGAAGACGAUGCUGAAGAGCCAAGUUUUGUGAUGGGAAGAGGAUGAGGCCUUUCAGGGACAGCUGGAAACACUGUUCAUUGCUUUAUAUUCAGGAGCAUGAAAGUCUUUCAUCUCAGCCAAGCAGAACCCAUUGGCAUACGUUAUAUCUGCUUAACGGUGAAUGACCUUCACGUCACAGGCCCAAGAGAUAUUGAUAGAGAAAUGCCAAAUAAGAGAUUUUUUCUUAAUUGCUUGUAUAACUGCUGUGCAGUCUGCUCUAAGUUUGCUCUAAAGAGUCAGCCAUAAGUCUCUGUGACCCUAGAGUUCUUUCUAACAUGGCCCAGAGUGUUUUUCUGCCUGAAAGCUAAAACAUAUCCAUUACCAUUUAAGGAAAAUAUUACUGUGAGGGCUACGUAUUCUACUUAUGUCGAAGCUGGUAGCAGUGGGAUACAUGAAUCUAAGGAAGAGUUUAACCUAAAGUAGAAAAGUGGUCUGUAGCCAGACUCUCCUGCACUGUGAGUGUUCUGAAUUUGGGGUUUUGUAUGGGGUCAUCUCUAACCCAAAGAAAUCAGUUUAUGUUGCUAGACAAGUUCUAUAGAUUUUUAAGCAGGAUCCCUUUUUUAUUGCUAAAACUUUCCCUAUUACUUUUCUUCCAUGUUUUUUAAAUGAAUAAAGGGGAUGUGUUGGAUU